AUGGUUGACAACAAUGCUUCUUCACAAUUGGCACGAGUUGCAGUUAAGCCUCCGCCAUUUUGUCGCCAAGACCCAUCGUUAUGGUUCAUUCAACUGGAUGCGCAGUUUAAAUUAAGCCACAUUACUGCUGACGAAACUCAGUUUUAUACAGCGAUCGCCGCUUUAGAAUCAGAAGUACUUAAAUCAGUUCGUGAAAUUAUCUUGAGUCCACCGGCAACGGAAAAAUACAAAUCGUUGAAAGAAAAAUUAAUUUCUGUUUAUGCAGAAUCCGAGACAGUUAAAAUCAAGCAACUUUUGCAAGAUUUUCAGUUAGGUGAUAUGAGGCCUUCUCAAUUGUUGUCUAAAAUGUCAGACUUAUCAGCUGGUAACCUAACGAGCAAUAUUCUUAAAACAUUAUGGAUGAAUAGACUCCCAUCAAAUAUGCAAGCCAUUUUAGCGGCCAGUAGUGAGCCUCUUACGAAGCUGUCCGAAAUCGCUGAUAAAAUACACGAGGUGGUCAUGCCAACGCAAAUACAUGCAGUUCAGACUCCUGAUCAAGGUAUUGUGGCAUUACAGGCUCAAAUUAAUGAAUUAUCUAAACAGGUCUCUCAAUUAGUAGCCAUUCAAGCUGAACCCUUUCAGCGUCACCGCUCUACUACACGUGGUCGAUAUGCACGACGUAGCACUUCGAGGAAACGUUAUGAAAGCCCUCCUCCGGGUAUUUGUUUUUAUCACCACAAUUUUGGAGACAAGGCAAACAAAUGUCGCCAACCGUGCCGUUAUAACAACCAGGGAAACGAGACGGGCCGUCGCUAA
Molecule: messenger RNA, 795 nt
Organism: Parasteatoda tepidariorum (common house spider)
Lineage: Eukaryota; Metazoa; Arthropoda; Arachnida; Araneae; Theridiidae
Source: RefSeq, a predicted model, not a curated record